CUUUGAUAAUUAUUAGUGCAUUUUUUGGUGCUCCAUUAUAUUUUAUUACAUUAAUCAUUGGUAUAAUGAUUCCUAUUUGUACGAAUAUGAUUUUCAAAAAAGUUAUAGAUUUCAUUAAAAAGAAACUUUAUAUACAAGGAAGUGGUCCUGAGAAGACUGAAUUUAUUUUGCCAAAAUAUAAUGAAAUGAACAUUCUGGAAGUUCCUUCAGUUGAAGAAUAUCAAGUGCCAAAAACAUAUGAGGGUUGGAUUAAUCUAUAUCCUCACUUUUCUUACGACCCAGAAACCUACCAUUUAUCAGAUACUAUUCCAGUAUAUGUAAAGAUCAAAGGUAAACAUUUGAUUGUAUAUUACACUAAAAAUCAUGUAGCUAGACGAACAACUUAUAAUGAGCCUGAAUUGAAGUUAAACAUAACAUCAAGUGUAGUUUAUAAUUUAAAUAAUGCGAAAGUGUCUCUUCUUCCUGAUGGACUAGCAAAAAUUCGACAUUGGAGCAAAAAAUAUCCUAUAUGUAUAGAAAUUGAGAACACAACUGUAAAGAAUGAUGAUGUUUUUACUAACGAAGAUUUUUCAUUGGAUAAUACUAUAACUAAUUUAGAGAAAGAUGACUGCAGUGAUUCUACAACAACUAAUACCUUUCAUGAUAACACACAAGAAGAUGAAUUUAAAGAUGUUGAAGAUUAUGAAGAAAAUACAUGUGCUAGAAAUUCAGUGUCAUCUUUAGGUGAAGAUAUAGAAACCAAUUCAGAUAAUUCACAUUUAAAAGAAGAUAGACAAAGGCUGUUGUUAUUUGCUCGUGCCAAUCGAGAGAAAUAUGACUGGUAUUUGCGAAUACUCUCCACAAUAAAAUUACUUUCUGUGAAAAAUAAUGAUAAGGAAUCAAAUGUCAAGUGUUCAGAUGAUCGAGCAUCAGGAAGUGAGUCAAGCCAAGAUGAAACAAAGCAAAUAGAAAAGAAAGAAAGUAGUCAAAAUAACAAUAUCGGAACCAGUGAUGUGGAUUCUAUAUCUACAAAUAGUAAAUCUGGUGACUUUGAGAAUGUUAUAGCAGAAGAUGCCUCCAAAAACAAUGUAUCUCUAAUGGGUGACCAACAAUAUUUGAAAUACAUGGGUUAUUUUCUACAUGGAGACCAUAAAGAUGAUACAAGUGAAAUUAGCAGAGAUUUUAAUCUAUCGAUAUCUAAAGAUGUUCUCUGGUUUAAUGUAUUAGCUGGAAGAGUGCUUUUGGGUAUUUUAAAUGAUCCUGGGUGGAUUAUGAAGAUUCAAGAACGAAUCCAAAAAAAACUUUCUACAAUUAAGUUGCCUUAUUAUAUAGAUGAGCUGGAAUGUUCAGAACUUAGUUUAGGCGAAACACCACCAAAGAUACACCGUGCUUCUAAGCCCGUUAUGAAUGAAAGAGGUUUAUGGGUUGAUUUAGAUGUCACGUAUGAAGGUCUAGUCACUCUAGUCUUAUCUACAAAAUUAAAUCUCAUGAAGUUAAAAAAAAUUAAUGCAGCAGACACUGUGGAUACUAAUGAUCCAUGUCAAAGUUCUAAAUUUCAAAAUCAGAAAGCAUCUGCAAUUUACAAUAGUGAUCUAGAAGAUAGUGCAGAUAGUUCAACAUCUGAUGAUCAAGUUCAAGAUACAAAUUCAGAUAAAACAUUUUCAUUAGGUUCUAUAUCCCCAACACCCAGAAAGCAAAAUAACAAAAGCUUUUUAAAAGUUGUUGAUCAAGUUGCUGCCUCAAAGUUUUUCCAACAGGCAACAGAAAAUAAAUUCGUGAAAAAGGCUUUAGUUGCUGUAAGCAAUAGUCAGUUACGUUUACAAGUAGAUUUUCGUGGACUAAUUGGGGAAUUAGUUCUGAAUAUUCCAAAUCCGCCUUCGGAUAGAUUGUGGUUUGGUUUUCGGAAACCGCCACGCAUUUGGCUGACUGUUCAUCCAGCAUUUGGUGAGAGAAAUGUAAAUUUCACGUACGUGACGAACUGGAUAGAAAAAAAAAUUUGUCAAGAAAUUGUUAAAAAUUUAGUACUUCCCAACAUGGAGGACCUAAUUAUUCCUAUCCUCUUACCCCAGACGUAGUUGCUAAAAUGAACUUCAAAAUAAAUGAUAACGUUAUGGAAGUUGCAUUUAU
This is a messenger RNA of Ctenocephalides felis (cat flea), 2106 nucleotides long. RefSeq names its product testis-expressed protein 2-like. Gene Ontology annotation, cellular component: endoplasmic reticulum. Bases 66 to 2054 code for a protein of 662 amino acids. The record is from RefSeq and is a predicted model, not a curated record. The transcript has 15 exons. Gene Ontology annotation, molecular function: lipid binding. NCBI's taxonomy places the organism in Eukaryota, Metazoa, Arthropoda, Insecta, Siphonaptera, Pulicidae.